Molecule: messenger RNA, 2010 nt
Organism: Papaver somniferum (opium poppy)
Lineage: Eukaryota; Viridiplantae; Streptophyta; Magnoliopsida; Ranunculales; Papaveraceae
Exons: 1
Coding region: 302-1741 (479 amino acids)
Source: RefSeq, a predicted model, not a curated record
UGCUGACAGAACCUAAUCUUAACAGAAAAGCUAGGGGUGAACUAAAAUUAGUGUACCAAUUGUGGACCGAUGAAAAAAAAAACAUUUAAUUUGUACACUAACUGUAUUUUCUCGUCAAAUUCACAUUAUAUUUCCAUAUAUACUCUUUUAAAAACGUGCGGUUUUUAUAUCCAAUAUUUCCAUGAAAGUUCUUUUCUGAGCUCGAUCAGAUCUUAUAGAGAAGAAAAGGAAGGGGUAGUGAUUGAUAAUUAAUUGAUCAACCACAAACGAAUAUAAUAAUUAAUCAAUUAAGAAAUUAAUCAUGCCUCUUCCGUGGAAGAAAUCAAAGAUCGGUCAAGUUUCACAAUUCAUUUCAGAUCUUAAAUCAUCAUCAUCCAAACAUGGUGGAUCAUCUCUUGUUGUUGAAACAGGUUUCCCAACUUCUUUAGUAGAUUUAAUGAUCAAAAGUCGAGAUCGGUUAAAAAAACCUUCAAAGAAAAACAAAAAAUUGUAUGUUAAUUCUUCUGAUUCUGUUAUUCCUUCUCCUUCUCCUCCUCCUCCUCCUCCUCCUUCAUUGAAUUCAACUAUGUUAAUGGCUCCUGCGUCUCCUUCUAGUAUUAAGACCCUAAUUAGGAACCAUAUUUCUUCUUCUUCUUCCUGUAAUGAUGAUGAAAACAUUGACGAGAUCAUUUCUACUACCACUCAACCAAGGAAAAAGACUUUUUUGUUUAUGUUCAAGUUAUUAUUGAUCUUAAGUCUAGGGUUUGGAACAAAGAAGAUUGCGUUGCUGGUUACAAUUACAGCUUUCGUUCUAAUGUUAGUUGAAAUAUGUGGUAAGAGUUUGAUUUCUAUCUUGAAACCAUGUCAAGAUGUAAAGGAUAAUUUAAAUUCUGUUGUCGAGAGUGUUUUAAAUUCUGUGCAACCAGAAUUAGACGAUGAAACUGAUUUUUUGAAGAACAAGAAGAAUGAUAGCGAUAUUGAUAGUAGUUUAAUUGAGCAAAAAGAGAUUAUAGUUGAUGAGAAUUUGGGUUUAAUUGAAGUGGAAAAUGGGGAUCAAAAUUGCACUGAGAAUGUGAAUAGUGCUAAGAGUGAAAGGGGAGCGCUGAUAAUUGCUGAAAAUGAAGCUAAUAUAAAGGAAGAAAUUAAGAUUGAACUUGACUUUGAUUCCCUUCGUUGUGGGUGUAGAUGGGGUUUUUCAGAAUCAGAUCAAAAGAAAAAAUUGGUAAUGAAGGAUGAUUUAGAGCUAAUUGAAGAUUCAAAUGCCAAAGGUUUGAAGAAAAAGACUAGUGUUAAAUUCAAUUCAAAGAUGUUAAAGAAAUGUUUUGUACCAAUGCUUAGAGGAUCAAAGAAAAAGAAGAAGAAGAAAAUCAUUAAGGAGAGCUAUUUGGACUGCAGGAGGGAAUUUAUAUCAACUUCAGUGAUUGAAGAUGACGAAAUAUUAAAAAAUAGAUUGGAUUACCAGGAAAAUGCAGAUGAAUUGGAAGAUGAUGACGGUGAUGAACAAGAAGUAGAAGAAGAUGGUGGAUUAGCAGAUGAAGUCACUUCUGGGUAUUUUUCGCAGAUUGAAUUGGAAGCAGAAUUGAAACCAAUUGAUGUAAGCACAAGGAUCACAACAACUUGGAAUUCCCUACUGAUGAUACCUUUACUUGUCAUUAUUAUUCUGAUUGGACUCACCGGAGGUCGGCUCAUUGCACUUGUAGCUACCAUAAUUUGGUGUCUAAUAAUAACACUGAAAACGCGAAUUGCCAAGAAAAACCAGUAGGGAUUUUUUGUUUUCAGAAUUUGAGAGGCUUGGUGGAACAAUAAGAAGCAUAAAAAGCCUUAACAGUAUGUAUAUAUUAUGUUUAUAACUUGGGUUCCUCUUGUAAAGUUCAGAACUUAUUUUUUGUCGGAAGGCAGUGUCAUUGGAGCUUCAACCUUGUGGUGUUUGAUGCAACGAGCCAAAAAGGAUAAUGUACUCUGAGAUUUCAUACUUGUAAAACUUACUAAUACACAAAUUCUCUGGCAAGUAAUAAUAAUGUGUUACUGAAA